Molecule: messenger RNA, 868 nt
Organism: Centruroides sculpturatus (bark scorpion)
Lineage: Eukaryota; Metazoa; Arthropoda; Arachnida; Scorpiones; Buthidae
Product: protein kinase C-binding protein NELL1-like
Exons: 4
Coding region: 125-868 (247 amino acids)
Source: RefSeq, a predicted model, not a curated record
AAUAAAUUUAACGAAUUCCAUUGUAGCAAAACAAUUCUAGGAAACACUUUUAGGUCUGCUAGCAGUGAGACAUUCGCUCUAGUCGUUUGGUUCGUUUGGACUUCGAUUUUGAAAAUAGCUCGACAUGGCCUUAAGAGUAGUGUACUCCACGUUCUUCGCCCUCGUCAUUAGGAUAGCUACAGGUAUUCAAAUAGACAGAGGAUAUCAAGUUGCGCUGUUAGAGGCACUUAAUGUAUACAACACAUCUUACAGAGGCCUUGACUUAACCGAUGGUUACCAUGGUAAUAAUAAUAAUUCCAGAUAUUCGCCAGCUGUAUUGCUAAGAGGAGAUCUAAGGGAACUUAGAUUACCCACGGAAACCUGUAAGAAAGCAUUGAGUAUACUCUCGCGAAGCAACGAAUUCACUCUUAUGGCUACUUUGAGGCAAGAACAGAGGAAUGCUGGCACGAUAUUGGCUUUUACUGAAGGUAAUAGCACGUUUUUAGAAUUGGAAAGCAGUGGAAGAAAAAAUGAAAUUAGAUUGCAAUAUUACCAUAACAACCUGAUCCACAUGGAACCAUUUUUUUAUUAUUUAGCUGAUAAUAAUUGGCAUAAUCUUUCAGUAACUGUUAGUGGAAAUAAUGUUGCCAUUUAUGUGGACUGCAGUCUUAUUUAUAACAAAGUUAUUAAAGACAUUGAUAGGAGUUUUACCAAUAGGAAUGUCACUUUAUGGCUGGGACAAACAAAUACCAACCAAAAGUUUUUCAACGGAUGUUUACAAGAUGUUAGAAUAAUAGGAAGGCCUCAUGGAUACACAUUGCAAUGUUCUAAUUUAGCAACUGAGUGUCCAACAUGUGGUCAAUUCAGAGAACUUCAAAUUUNACCUUGA